Chelonia mydas (Green sea turtle) is the source of this 6245-nucleotide messenger RNA. RefSeq names its product zinc finger protein 648. Gene Ontology annotation, molecular function: DNA-binding transcription factor activity, RNA polymerase II-specific; sequence-specific DNA binding. The transcript is spliced from 3 exons. Gene Ontology annotation, cellular component: nucleus. Bases 2879 to 4057 code for a protein of 392 amino acids. Gene Ontology annotation, biological process: regulation of transcription by RNA polymerase II. Lineage: Eukaryota; Metazoa; Chordata; Testudines; Cheloniidae. The record is from RefSeq and is a predicted model, not a curated record.
CAACUCCAGGUGUGAUUUGGCCUUCCUGAUUUCACUCCUGCAUGCCCGAGCAAUAUUUUUAUACUUUUCCCUCGUCAUUUGUCCAAUCUUCCACUUCUUGUAAACUUCAAAGGAAGGAUGAAAGGAACCCAUACUGGAUAGCUGUGCAAUUGUGUACGUUGGCUGGAAUUGCUUCCCAACACUUAUGGGCAACCGUCUGCCCCCCUGAAGCAUGAGUGUGACUUUCUUUAUUGUGGUCUUAGCCUUGCUUGAUGCAAAGCUGACUUUUUAAAAAGGAAAUGUGAAUGAUUUAUUCUUCUCCAGACUUGAAUGGCAGUGGAAGGGGGGGAUCCAUUUUUUUGAUGGAGGUUUGCUGUAGAUCAGACCUGAGGUGCAGUUAGUAAAGCUGUGGGUGGGGACCCAGGAAGAGAAUUGCCGUGUAUUAGUCCAGCUGUGUGGGGGACACAUGCACAGUGUCUACCCUGUACUUUACUGGUGCUGUUGUUUACCUCCAUGAGUCCUGUUUAUCAAACUGUCUCCUAUGCUGAUAUAUGCCUUUAAAGUUGGGCCUCAUUUUGUGCUUUUUACACUGUAGGCUUUGGUGAGCAGCAGCACCAGGGUUUGGCUGAAGAAGGAUAAUUGGUGAUGUCCAAGCAGGCUCAGCAGGGUGGUAAGUUGCGGCACAUCCCAAUACCCAGCCCAGCAGCAGAGGCAGUUGCCUGGCUGAGUUCUGUACACUUGAGGUAUGGAAUGCCAGUAUUGCAAUGAGCCAGCAACCCGAGUAAUAUUCAUCCGUGAGGUCCUCUCUUCCAUGCAGUGACAUUCUGUUGCUGAAAGAGCACUGUUACUGUAAACAGAAUACAUUUAAUCCCCCCUCCCCCCCUGGGGAAAAAAACAACCCUGUGUUAAGAGAACGUUAAGGUUGCAGAGUCAAGCACUUAAAAAUUUGGAUGUGCCAGAAUUCAGGUUGCCUGUGCAAACCUAGUUCAGCCUCCUUGUGUCGUGGAUUAUUACGUAGUCUUUAAUGACGUGAUCAUGUGCUAGCUUUUCCCUAGGAACCCUGCUUCGUUCAGCUGACAGUACAGCAAUGCUGAGACUCAGGAGUUCUGGGUUCUAAUCCACAUUCUGGGGGCCACAGACCCUUCUGUGCUGAUCCCCAAAAAGCCCUGACCCUGUCUGCCCUGGCUCCUCUAGCUUGUCCUUGUCAUCCCAGUCUCCCCAUGGGCUUCUUGUCCCAGUUCCCGCCCCCCCCGGGCUCGGAUCCUGACUCUGUGUUCCAGUCAGGUGGCUUCUUCCUUCUUGCUGCAGGGAGAGCAUUGGAGAGCACAGGCGAGACCAAGGAGCCAGCGAAAAUACAUUUUCUGGCUGAGGGGACCCGUAACUGGUAUUGGUAACUUUUCCUGCAUAAAGAAGUCAGUUGCAGAACAGGGGGAAAAACCUGGGACUUUUAUUUUCCAGUCCUGUUGGCUCUUGGGGCAGUGGAGGGCAGUAAGGCUUAGGCACCCACUAGCGGCUCCUCCCAGCCAUGGGGUGGAGUCAGGGAAGCCUCUGUUACCCAUCCGCGUCUGGUAGUCUCCUCCAAGUAACAUGGCUAUUGCAAGAGCAGGCUUUCUCUAGCCCUUUUCCUGCCCAGAUGUAAGAGUCCUUCAGCUUUGCCUCCUCUCAUGUGCAGGCCUGGGCCUCAGUAGGAGCUUGGAGCAUGAUAUCUGCUUUGAUUGGGGAUUGGUCCUGCUUUGAGCAGGGGGUUGGACUAGAUGACCUCCUGAGGUCCCUUCCAACCCUGAUAUUCUAUGAUUCUAUAUCUUGGUAUGCGGGACAUGUCUGCGCCAGUUCUCAGAGAUAAAGCCCUUCAUUCUGCACAAGACCCACCGUAAGUCAGGCAGCAUCUACACUAUGAAUUGAGUUGACCUAACUUACAUUGACAUAGAGCCGCCACAGUAAUUACAUGGCUUGUGCGUGUCUCCGCUUUGCUCCUGGUGUCAGCGGUGUGCGUCCCCACCAGGUGCACUUGUACCAAUUGUACUGUCAGUGUGAGGUAUUGUGGGACAGCUUCUGAAAGCCAGCAACAGUCAAUGUAAGCAACGCAAUGUCUGCACUGGCACUGUAUUGACCUAGUACAUCAACACUGACUCUACAUCUCUAAUGGAGGUGGAGUUAUUAAGUCAGCGUAGUGGGUGAGUUACAUCACUGGGAAUGAAAUUUCAGUGUAGAUGCUACAGAGUUAUGUCGACGUAAGCUGCCUUGCAUCAUCCUAACUCUAGCGUAGGGCAGGCCUUGUUCACUGACUUCAGAGCACCUGCACUGUGCCAGCCCUGCGUGCUCAGUCCCAGAGCUGAGAGUCAUGCUAGGCUUUUUCCUUCUCAUGCUUCAUUGCUAGGCUCUGCUGCUGGGGGGAGCCUGCUGCACAGUCAGGGGGCAUUAGUUCAGGAGACUAGAGAACCAAACCCCCUGGGUUCCUGCACACCCCGCUCCCCUGGAAAGUGCCUGACUCUUAAGUUGGUCCAGAGUGAAAUAGUUCAUGACCUUGACUGCAAAGGCUAACGAGGGCAGGUUAGAUGGCAGCACUUGGCUGCUAUGAACAGAGCUGGUGCAGUGCCUGGCUCGAGCAGGGGAAGCACAGAAGGAACGUUGCUCAUAACCCUCCAUUUUCCAACCUUUCCUGGACUCUCCUUGGGCUGUGUGUUCUCGUGACACCAGCUGAGUCCUCCCUGGGCUGCCGCCUCUGCUGCAUCAUCCAAGUAGCCGCUUCAUAACCAGCCCGGCCUGGGAACCUCUGCAUGAUCGAUCCCCUGGAGCCAGAAUGGCCUUUCCUGCACGCGUAGGUUAGCCAUAGGUUGGAGAACCCCUGCUGAAGUGUUGGCUGCCCUGGGACUGUGAAACCCUCUGUUCAGACACCCCCAUGAGCCUGGUUAGCACUUCCCCUUUAGCGUGUCUGACUCUCUCCUCUCCCCCAGAUGUGCAGGGUGGCAGUGUCUACAGCUGCAAGCUGUGUGCGAGAGCCUUCUCCUCCCACACCGUCCUGCUCUACCACUAUCGAACCCUUCACCAGCUGCAGAGGUGGGACCCCAGCACCUGGGACGGCACCGCUGCCAGCCCAGCCUCACCUGUUGGCCCCGAGAUGGCACCGGGCCCAGAGAUCCCAGACACUGAGCCGGCUGAUCCGGGCACAGACGUGCAUUUCAUCCUGACCACAGAGACUGUCAAAGGGAGAGCGUUUGAUUAUGGCCGGAUGGUCUUAAAGUGCUUGCACUGUGUCCAGAAGUAUUACUCCAAGGAGGGGCUCGUUGGCCACGUGCGUGCUGUGCUCCCUGGCACCAAAUGCCUGCCGCUGCCCCAGCUGGCAUUGCAGGGGAUGGAGAGAGUCAUGAGUGUGGCUGACCACGAGACGUAUGUGAAGUCCGUGGGAUGCAGAAGUGGCUCCCAGAAGCACCAAUCUGGGAGGCCUCUGGAAAGACCCCAUGGGAAGAAGUUUGUUUGCCCAGUUUGCAAGAAGGGCUUUACUAGAAAGCGCAUACUCCAGCUUCAUACCAGCACCCACCAAGCCGGCUGCAGCCCUUUCUGUGGCACACAGCGGACAGCCUCCCCUCGGCGACUGCACCAGUGCCAGCAGUGCAGCUUCCAGUCAGCGGUCAGCGCGGUGGCAUGGCUGCACCGGCAGGAGCACCGCCAGGGGACAGUGACCUGCGGGGUCUGCCACUGUGCCUACCUGGACCGCUCCACGCUCAACAAACACAUGAGGGUGCACGAUGCAGAGCGGCCCUGUCGCUGCAGCUUCCCACACUGUGGCUGGAGGUUUAAGAGCGAGGUGCUGCUGAGAGCGCAUCUUCAAGCCCAUGUCACUCCAGGGCAGUUUGAAUGCCAUUCCUGUGGCUCUGCCUUCCGCCACAAGCAUCACUUGCAGCGCCACCAAGCCAGAAUGCAUGGUGUUCUCUCCAGCAGCGUGAAGAAACCAGACAGCCCCCCAGUGGAACAGCUCAGGCGCACACAGCGGGGAGACUUGGGAACAGAGCCCAGUUCACACCCACUCAGGAGAGCAGGCUGCGAGCCUCCGAAAUACAAGAUCCUCCUGCAACGUUAGCUGCAGUGUUGGCUUGAGAGGACAGUUUUCCCUGGCCUGGGCACGAGGCACCAAGUAACUGUUGCUCACGGGGGCUGGGUGCAGAAGCGGGGUUGACAAAUGGAGACGCUUUCCAGGUAAGCUGGUCCAUGCUAUGCGGGGUCUGUACUGAAGGGAAGCUGACUCAUGGGAAUUACUGUCCUGUUAAAAGUCAUCUGGGAUUGUGGCCGGCAGCAUCCAGUAAUGCUAAUAAACCUUGUUAGUUUCUGUUGGAGGUGAUGACUAUUGCAUUCCCUCUGAAGGGCAUAGAGUGGCCCAGGGAGUUAAUACGUGAGCCGCGGUCUCUGAUCUCGCUGUGUCUUGGACCACGAGUGCAGGUGAUUUUUGGGCCCAGUCCAGUCCCUAGCAGAUACUCAGUCUUUCUCCCUGGACCUGGAUAUGUCCCGGAAUCAAGUGGGAAUCCGCUGUAAUAUUUUUAUCAUGCUGGUGUGUGCUUCAGUUUCCCAUGGCUGCCUAGUGGAGGGAAAGGUAUUGAGUCUGCUCUUGGGGCAGCACAGGAUAUGAGGGGUGGGUGUCCCCUUGCUGUCUGGGAUGCAGCCAAUAGAGGUUUCCUCCCUCCCCAGCAGGGAGGUUGAGCAGAGACCAGCUCAAGAGCGAAGGACUUCUGGAGGAAGCUGGCUCUCUCUCCUGGGACUCCCUCCAGGUCAGAGGGACAGAGCUGAAGCUGCAAUCGCACUGCAGCUUGGCUGGUGUGUUGUGCUGACUUGGCCCCAAUGGACUGUGCUUCAAUCUUCACUUCUCUGUGCUAGCCCAAGGCCUUCCCAGGCUGUGUCCCAGCUGACUAAUAAACCCUGCUGUACGUGGAACACGCUAUUUGGGGUCAUUGCAAAUACUUUCCAGGCUGAAGAGCAAAUGCAUCUCUGCCCAGGGCCUGACUUGCAGGGCAGAGCUUGGGGUGUGAAGCAGGAGGGCUGGAGUCCAGAGGCUCAGGCUAGGAGGCGGAGGAAGAGGGGCUCCUGUGGGGUGUGGCACACUGCAGGGGAUCCUCCAAGGGACCCUGGGGCAUAGCAGUGAUUGCUACAUCACUGCUCAGCCCCUUUGAAUCCUGCUGUGCUCUUUGAUUGGGCUCCUAUUCUGUGCGGCUGGGCCUGCAGCAGCUUUCAAUGUUCCGAGCGCCCCCACCCCCAAAGAGCGAUGUGGCAGUGACCCCUCUACCUGGCCAAGGAACAACAUGGCCAGCAUCCAGCUGGAUCCCUGGCCAAAGCCAGUCUUCCCCUCGCUUGGGUUGGAGUCCUUUGGAGUUUCAGGGGUCACCCAGCACUGUGAUCUCCCAGAUAGCACCGUUCUAGUGACCUGCCAGCAGCCCAGGAUAGCUAUACUUGUCUGGGUGGGAUCCCACACCUGCCUGAUCCUGGGGGGUGGUCCCAGAAACCCCCAAAGGAAGGUGGCAGGGAGUUGGGGGGUGUAGGAAUUCCCUUCCUGACCCUACAUCUGGCAGUCACUUCAGCCCCGCGCACAUGAAUCUCCAGGGUGCUGUGUCCACUUUCAUUUGGCUCCUGAUCCUUUGGGCCUUGUCCUUUUCUCCUGCCAUCACAAGCGUGGCUUGUGCUGGCACCUCCUCCUGCGGGGAGUCUCAGUGGGUAUGUGCCUGCCUGUGGGGGGCAGCAGGACCUGUGCCACAUGUGGGAGGUCAGUGUUUGAUUAACAGCUGGGGUGAGCACCCUGGCACCUGCUCCAGUGCCCAGAGCCACAUCCACCCUGCAGGACCUGCCUCCCUGGAGGCUUCACUCUGUGCUCUGCCAGAGCUUGGCUUAGAUAGCAGCUCUUCUCUGUGAGGUCAGGGUCCCAGUGCCAGAGGCGGACAGCUGGCGGGGGAGAGGGACACUGGGUUGGUACCACCGGGCUCUCACUGUGACGGUGGUAUUUACAAGACUCUUCUUGCAGCCUGUUGGCCUUCCCACUCCUGCCCCCACGUGUUGGCUGGGUACCAGGGAAUUCCCCACCCAGCCGCCUCGGUCACUUGUUCACGUCCAGCUGCUAGCUGUUCCUACGUCACGCCGCCUGUGGCCUGGCUCUGUCCCAUCGGGUUGUGAUCUCAAAGCUCUCUAUGACCUUCGUGAUUUUGCCUUUGCACCCAUCUCACAAGUCUUUCACUGUUGUUCCAUAUUUACAUGUGGGGAACUGAGGCACAGUAUGAGUAAGGCUGAGA